Arthroderma uncinatum is the source of this 483-nucleotide messenger RNA. Its product is annotated as cyanate hydratase. Bases 1 to 483 code for a protein of 160 amino acids. Lineage: Eukaryota; Fungi; Ascomycota; Eurotiomycetes; Onygenales; Arthrodermataceae. The record is from RefSeq and is a predicted model, not a curated record. The transcript has 3 exons. Gene Ontology annotation, molecular function: DNA binding; cyanate hydratase activity.
AUGGAUUUGGUCACUUUGGACGCGUCGCAAAAACACGAGUACCCCGAAUACUGCUCUCUUCUGUUCCAGGGCAAGGCAAAGAAGGGGCUCUCCUUUGAAGAUAUCGCAAAGCAUCUUGGCCGCAGUGAAGUGGCAGUAGCAGCCCUCUUUUACGGCCAGGCGAGGGCAUCUCCAGAGGACAUCGAGAAGCUCUCUGCAUACCUAGAGAUCCCGCAUACCACACUGAGCGAACAGCUACGCGGGUUCCCUGACCGAGGAAAGGGUGUUGACAUGCCGCCUCGGGACCCUCUCAUCUACAGACUGUAUGAGAUCGUUCAGAACUACGGACAGUCAUACAAGGCCGUUAUGAACGAGAAGUUUGGGGACGGAAUCAUGAGUGCCAUUGCAUUCUCAACCAAGGUCGAUAAGGAGGUCGACGACCAAGGGAACGCCUGGGCAGUGAUCACUAUGAAGGGGAAAUGGCUUCCGUUCUCUCGAUUCUAA